This is a messenger RNA of Histoplasma mississippiense, 357 nucleotides long. RefSeq lists its product as hypothetical. The transcript is spliced from 3 exons. NCBI's taxonomy places the organism in Eukaryota, Fungi, Ascomycota, Eurotiomycetes, Onygenales, Ajellomycetaceae. The record is from RefSeq and is a predicted model, not a curated record. The coding region runs from base 1 to 357 and encodes 118 amino acids.
AUGUUCGAGCGCCGUGCCGCAGACCGUUACCGCCUCGGCCUCCACCGUGCUCGCUCCGUGGUUCUUACACCAGCUGAAUUAAUCGAAGUCCGCGCUGCUCAACGAACCUUCGAGGGCGCCUACAUUCGUACCUCCCUCUCGCAAUUCUCAUUCGCCCUCAUCAUUCUCAAGAUCUUUACUUCCGAGUUCUACAGCAUCGGUGCGCUAUUUGCCGUCUACGGUGCUGGCGUGUUGACCAUUGGCCUCUUCCAGCGCCAGCAGAGCAACAGGCAGUUCUUCAAUGAAGCGGAUGCCGAUGGUUUGAGGAGGCGUUGGUAUGCAGGCGGAAAUAUGCGUGGAUGUGGAGGAAUGCGGUGA